UUGAGCUCUAGUCCAUAUCUAAUUAGCUCUAGUCCAUAUCUAAUUAGUUCUAGUCCUUAUCUUAGCUUUCCUAUCUCUAUCUAGAUAGUAGAUACUAAUCUCUGCUUGUAUAUAAAUACCAAUUUUUAUGAAUGUAACAUCUACAAGAUUUUCCAAAAACUAUUUCAAACAAUGAAGUUACAAAGCCAUAAGUCGUGGAAUCUAGUGGCCGGCAUCAUCCUUCCGGUCAUCACUUUGAUCCUCUCGGCUCCUCUCGUCCGCUACGCUUUGUAUCAUUUCAUCAUGCGUUACCACCAGUGGCCAAGUACGCCACGUGCUGAGACACUCUUCAGCGUCUCUCUCCUCGCCGUGUUCCUUCUCGGCAACGCCGCUAUGUUUCUUCGACCACGACGGCUCGGCUACUUCUUAGUUGUUGUCUUCUUCAUCGGCUUUGCUUACGCCGGUGUGUACGAGAUGCAAAGCCGGUGGUUUUCUCCGACACCGAUGUGGUUCAAGGGCGAAUAUGGUGUUGGUGGACAACGUAAAUUAGAACGAUACCAAGUGGUUAAGAUAGAACAAAGUCAAGGACGCUUGCCAAGAGUUCAUUUACGGUUCGUUGACAGCUCUUACUUACCACGGUACGAUAGGAGGUUGGUACCUCCCAUUGAGGCUGGAUGCUGCAUGCGGCCAGGGGAAUGCGAACUAGAGACGGUCAAUGCAACAUUGCACAUUACAAGAAAUCGUGAAGGACCACCGUUGGAAACGGCACUGAUCUACGGUCGUUACGGUGGCACUGCAGACAUAAAGGAUUAUUACGAUAUGUGGAGGCACGAGUUGAGUGUGUUGUACUAUGAUUGCAUGACAUGUAAAGUCACGAUCAUUAAGUCUCCACGGCUGCGCAAAUGGUGGCAAUUUGGUGUUUUCUUUUCUUCCCUCACCUCUUUGUUUAGAUAACAAAUUCAUCAUAAUUUUCGG
Camelina sativa (false flax) is the source of this 954-nucleotide messenger RNA. RefSeq names its product tetraspanin-14-like. Gene Ontology annotation, cellular component: membrane. NCBI's taxonomy places the organism in Eukaryota, Viridiplantae, Streptophyta, Magnoliopsida, Brassicales, Brassicaceae. Gene Ontology annotation, biological process: auxin-activated signaling pathway. The record is from RefSeq and is a predicted model, not a curated record.